Molecule: messenger RNA, 1500 nt
Organism: Ectocarpus siliculosus
Lineage: Eukaryota; Phaeophyceae; Ectocarpales; Ectocarpaceae
Source: the annotation of a GenBank genome assembly
AGGGGUCAGAGGGGCGCGAGACUUGUCUUUCAGCAGACGAUACAGAUAGGUCUGCCGACCGUGAUUUUGGCUUGCUUCACAGUAUCGACAAGUCGAACGUUUCCUUCAGUACACAUGAUGGCGAGUAUUCGACACUUUGCCAUUCGCACCUUGGCUGUGGGGCUCCUAUCGACGACGGCCUCCUACAUAACUGGUGUAUUAUCACAGGAGGUCGGGGAUUCUGUGAUGCGUGGAAUGGAGACCAAGCUGUCCGAGAAGAACGUUCAUAGGGCCUCGCCGCAGGUCGCGAGCGUUGCAAAGAUACGGAAGGAGCUCAGCACUUGCACAAAGGAUGCAGGGCGUCUGGGCGAGGUCGUAGAAAGGCUGAAGCGCGCGCUUGACACCCAGAUCGCUGUACUCGGACCGCAGGACUUGGAGGUUUCGGCGACCCUUCUCGUGCUGGAUUGGUGCGUGCAAGAGGCGGGGCACGUCGAUGAAGCUCAAGAGUAUUUUACCCGAGUACUUGAACUCGGGACUGGAACGCUUGGCCCGGACGAUGUGCAGGUCGCCAAGCUAAGACACGCUCUGGCUGAGUGUUUGAACGCUGCAGGGGGGCGGGAGGAGGAGGCGCUGGCUUUCAAGUUUGGAGGAAUUGCCACAGAAGUUGAGGAGUUGUUUGAUCUGGCGGGCGGGGGUCCAAGCACGGACGUGCUCCUCUUUCUUGGCCGCGAACAAGCAAUGGCGGGGUUGAUGAUGGAGGCGCAAGGGUCGUUCAGACGGGCGUUGGUCAAGGAAAAUAAAGAGUUGAAACCUGACGAUCUCAAGGUGUCGGCAACACUUUUUGAGCUAGCACAAUGCAUCUGGAAGUCCGGCGAUCGCUUUGAGGAAGCGGGAGAGACGUUGAAGCGGGCGUUGAGCAUCCAGGUGGCACAACUUGGACCGGACGAUCUGCAGGUCGCCGACACUCUUGUGUUUCUGGGCCAAUGUGCCAUGAUGGAAGAUGGACGGCUGGCCGAAGCGGAAGAGGCGUUCAGGCGAGCGUUGGACAUCCGGAUGGCCAAGCUCGGGCCAGGUGACAUAGAGGUUUCAAACGCCCUCGUCAUACUGAGCUCAUGCGUACGAGAGAUGGGGAGGCUGGGCGAGGCACGACAGACGCUCGAGCGGGCUAUCGGCAUACAGACAAACACGCUCGGUCCUCACGACGUGUGGGUAGCAUCCAUGCUGCACAAGGCGGGGGUGUUGGAGCGGGGUAUGGGGCAGGGCGAGGAGGCGGCAGCGUUGUUCAGGCGAGCACUGGACAUCACGAUGAACGGGCCCGGCAUGGACAAUUUGGGGGUUGCCGACACUCUCGUCGAGCUCGGCCAGUGCGUACUGAAGGCGGGGCAGGCGGCGGAGGCGGCAGAGCUGUUCGAACGUGCGUUGGGCAUCCGGACGGUAUGGGUCGGCCCGGACGACCCUCUAGUUGAUGAGGUACUGCUUCUGAGGGGAUUGUGCAUAUUGGAACUGGGAGCGCCUGUAUAG